CGUGCAACGAUGAGCAACAGGCGGCCACCAGACGGGUCGCUGCAGCUGGACUGGGUGUUCGGCUACAACGGCCACACCGCGCGCAACAACAUCCGCCUCAACGCUGCCGGCCACCUCCUCUACUACGUCGCGGGGGUGGCGGUGGUGCAUGAUCUCGAGAACAACAAGCAGAGCUUCUUCACGGGACACGAUGAUGACAUAACUAGCCUGACGGUGAGCCAGGACGGGACCAUAGCAGCGUCAGGACAGCUGGGGCGGGACCCCAGUAUCUGUGUUUGGGGUGCGGGCGACACGGCGCCCCUCAGCGUCCUGCAUGACGCCCACCACACCGCUGUCACCGCCCUCGCCUUCUCUCAUGAUCAUCAGAUGCUGGCAUCUGUAGGAGGUUCACCCCAGCGGCAGGAGGUGGUCGUGUGGGACUGGCAGAAGGGCAGGCGCGUCGCCGCUGCCGUCGCGUACGCCGGCAAGGUGGAGGAGGUGGAGUGGGCGUACGGGAGCACCACACACCUCGUCACCUGCGGGGACAAACACAUCAAGUUCUGGACGCUGCAGGGCAACGUGCUCAGGGGGCGGGCUGGGGUGUGGGGCAGCCUGGGGAGGCAGGAGGACCAGACGAGCGUUUCGUGUCUGCCCGACGGCCGUACGGUGUCGGGGUCAGCGGGUGGCAGCCUCAACAUCUGGGGUCCUGACGGGAAGCUCCAGUCGACUGUCGUGGACGUUCAUCCUGGCGGCGUGCUGGUGACGGAGGUGUACCGGGACUGGCUACUGACGGGAGGUCGUGAUGGGGCCAUCUCCAUCCGGGACCUGCAGCACUUUACUGUGCUGACUACCGUGCCUGAGACUCCAAGCCUGGUUUACGAGAAACCGGGACCUGUGCAUUCAAUCGCCGCUUCCAAAGAUUUGAUCGUGGCAGGCACGGAGCAGGACGAAGUGUGGGUGAUACGCAUGCGGGGAGCGACACCCCAGGGGGCGACGUGUGUGGUACAGGGGCACGGAGUGGGGGAGGUGUGGGGGCUCGCCACGCACCCCUCCAGGAGUGUUGCAGUCACUGCCUCUGACGACUGCACCGUCAGGCUGUGGGACCUGGAGCGUCGUGUGCCGAUGGCCACGGUGCUCGUGGCGGAGGCCGCGCGCUGCGUCGCCUUCAGUCCCGACGGCCUCACCGUGGCGGCGGGCCUCAAGAACGGCGCCUUCGUGGUCUUCAGCAGCGAGAACUUGGAGGAGCAAACGCGUCGCCGCGACCGCAAGGAAGUCCUACAGGACCUCAAAUAUUCCCCUGACGGCCUCCUACUCGCCGUCGCCUCCAAUGAAAACUCUGUCGACAUCUACAACGUGACGAAGAACUACGAGCGCCUGCUGACGGUGGCAGGAGCCUCGUCCUCCAUCACGCACGUCGACUGGGACACGACGAGCGCCUUCCUGCAGCUCAACUCUGCGGCCGGGGAGCGUCUUAUCUUCAGGAUUCAGG
Hyalella azteca is the source of this 1468-nucleotide messenger RNA. Its product is annotated as echinoderm microtubule-associated protein-like 6. Gene Ontology annotation, molecular function: microtubule binding. NCBI's taxonomy places the organism in Eukaryota, Metazoa, Arthropoda, Malacostraca, Amphipoda, Hyalellidae. The record is from RefSeq and is a predicted model, not a curated record.